Molecule: messenger RNA, 432 nt
Organism: Cynara cardunculus var. scolymus (artichoke)
Lineage: Eukaryota; Viridiplantae; Streptophyta; Magnoliopsida; Asterales; Asteraceae
Exons: 3
Coding region: 1-432 (143 amino acids)
Source: RefSeq, a predicted model, not a curated record
AUGGAGAACRRGAAGCAACAAUCUGGAGGUUCUUCGUCUUCAUCAUUUGCUGAAACUCUAUUUGGUCCUAAGGACGGCGGCGCCUCUUCCUCUGGCCUGUUUGGCUCUGUUUUUGGCCCUUCUUCCACGGGUCUAGGAAAAGAGUCAUCUCACUGUAAGUACACAGGAUCAUCGAAAAAACAGGAUUUUGGAAAUCCCAAACAUUCAACAACAGAUUUGAAAACACAAAGAAACAAGGGUGAAAAGGAGAGGAAUCCAAUAUACCAAACUGAAACAGCAGAACCAAGAUAUCUUAGUUCAUCCAUCUACUAUGGUGGCCAAGAAGUUUAUCCUCCAACUAGCCACAACACUUGCUUUCAGCGCACCGUGAGUAUCUCCCACAUCUCCGUUAACAGAAAGAACAACAAACACUUUGGAAUUAACAGUGUUUAA